Molecule: messenger RNA, 2786 nt
Organism: Cucurbitaria berberidis CBS 394.84
Lineage: Eukaryota; Fungi; Ascomycota; Dothideomycetes; Pleosporales; Cucurbitariaceae
Product: glycoside hydrolase family 76 protein
Exons: 5
Coding region: 1-2655 (884 amino acids)
Biological process (GO): carbohydrate metabolic process
Source: RefSeq, a predicted model, not a curated record
AUGAGUCCAAAUGUGGUUCUCCUUGGGACAUGCGACACAAAGCUCGAAGAGCUACUUCAUCUUCGUCAUGUCAUCUUACGGCACACCGUCAACGUGACGUUCAUUGACGUCGGGCGAACACCUACGCAACACGAUGCUAUUACCAUUGGUUCGAGACGGCUUUUACAAGACUAUGGUGAUGGGAAAGAUGUUGCCGGUCUACCGCGCGGGGAGAUCAUCAAAAGUAUGGCUAGUUGUGCCACAACAGCGGUCAAGAAGCUGUUUGACGAAGGGUCGAUACACGCGAUUAUUGCUGCAGGAGGAUCUGGGGGAACAUCUCUCGCUGCUGAAGUUAUGAGGAACGCGGUCCCGAUUGGCUUUCCCAAGUUGAUUGUCUCUACAGUAGCAAGCGGCGACACUGGGCCAAUCGUAGAAGAGACGGAUAUCACCUUGAUGUAUUCGGUCGUGGACGUUGCUGGGGUAAACCAAGUUCUACGUAACGUGCUGAGCAAUGCAGGUGCAGCAAUCGCCGGCAUGGCUCAUGCGUACACAGCACGAAGUCAGGAUCUCAGCCCUGCCACGAAGAAGCAGCGCGUUGCUAUCACCAUGUUUGGCGUCACUACUCCUGCUGUAGAUGCUAUCCGUAAACAUCUCGAAUCCAACUACGACAUCGAGACCUUUGUUUUCCAUGCCACCGGACACGGCGGGAAAGCAAUGGAGCGACUUAUCCGAGAAGGCGGAAUCGACGCAGUGCUCGAUCUCACCACGACUGAGAUAUGCGAUCAUCUCACUGGAGGUGUCAUGAGUGCUGGUCCGCACCGUCUGGAAGCUGCUGCAGAAGCUGGCAUACCAAACAUCAUCUCUGUUGGAGCAACCGACAUGACAAAUUUUGGCCCGAGGAGCACAGUACCAGAGCGAUACAGGUCCCGCAAGCUAUACGAACACAACCCCGUUGUAACGCUGAUGCGAACGUCUAGAGACGAAGCGCGACAAGUUGGCGAGUUCAUUGCUGAGAAAUUGCAGAAGCAUGCAAAGGAUGCUAAUGCGAUUCAAGUUUGGUUACCAACCGGUGGAGUGAGCGCAAUCGCAGUUCCUGAUGCGCCGUUCGCAGACGAGGAAGCUGAUGCUGCACUCUUCGCCGCAGUCAAGGCAGGUCUUUCGGGUAGUGGCGUUGAAGUCGUAGAAGACAAGCGCGCUAUCAACGACGAGAGCUUUGCACGCGACAUUGCAGAAUCUCUUGUAGCAAAAAUGGCAUUAUUUCACACUCGAUUUACACUGCACUCUUUUACGACGAUCGCAAUGUUGAGACGCACUAGCCUCCAAUUACUCGCUCUUCUUUCAAUCGGUAGUCAGGUCGCGGCGUUAGACCUGGAUGUUAGCAGCCAGGAUUCCAUCAAGUCAGCGGCAAAAACACUCGCCAGCGGCAUAGUCUCAUUCUAUAAAGACAGUCUCACGAAAACCCUCACACCCGGGCUGUUUCCAAAACCUUACUAUUGGUGGGAAGCCGGUGCCGUCUUCCACGGACUGAUCGAGUACUCAUACCUCACCGGCGACUCUCAGUAUGAUACUCUCAUUUCGGAGGCUCUGCAGUGGCAAGUUGGUGAAAGUGAUGCGUUCAUGCCUUUGAACCAGACCAAAACUCUUGGCAACGAAGACCAGAGCACGUGGGGUCUUGCAGCUAUAACGGCCGCUGAAGUGGGGUUCCCCAAGCCCAAGAACGCAGAGUGGGUAGACUACGCUGCCAACGUAUUCAAUACCCAGGUCCUGCGUCUGCAAGCGGAAGAGAAUGAGUCAAGUUGCAAAGGUGGUCUGCGCUGGCAAAUAUAUACCUUCAACGACGGGUACGAGUACAAAGAUACCAAUUCGAACGGCAACUUCUUCCUCCUGGCUGCUCGCUUGGCCAAAUUUACCGGGAACGAAACUUACACUCAUUGGGCCGACAAGUCUUAUACGUGGGCGAAAGAGAUUGGUCUGAUUACCAAUGAUUUUGCGAUAUAUAAUGGUGCUGAUGCAAAGAAAAACUGCACAAACGUCAAUCGAAUUCGAUGGGCCAACACACAUGGGAUCUAUACAGAAGGUGCGGCGCUCAUGCAUAACAUCACAAACGGUGCACAGAAUUGGACCAACGCAAUCACUGGAUUGGUAAAGGCAUCAUCCACUUUCCAAGACAACUCCACCUCCGCACUCGUUGAGGUAGCAUGCGAAAAGAAUGGUAGAUGCGAUAUCGAUCAACGAGCCUUCAAAGGCAUCGCAGCGCGAUCAUUCGCCCGUGCUGCCAUUUCCGCACCCAGUGUGGCUGAAUCCAUCAACAAGAUGAUUGGGGCUUCAGCCAAAGGAGCAGCUAGCGCAUGUGAUGGAAAUGAUGAAAACGUUUCUUGUAAUCUCAGCUGGAUUCAUGGCGAGUCCAAGUGGUCAGUUAGCGCCAAGGACGGAAAUCUAGGCGAGGUUUUCGGUGCCCUCGAGGUCGUGCAGGCUCUACUUUAUCCGCAAGCGAAAGCCCUUGCAACAGGUAACGGCAAGGGUUCUGGAAGUAAUGCUGGCAAUGGCACAAAGAGUGGCGGCGCAUCAGGAACCUCUGGCGCUGUAUCCCCGCAGAGUACCGGCUCGGCGGGCACAAUUGCGGCAUCCAUUACUGCGGUAAUAGCUGUUGCAUUUUCCGUGGCGCUCAGCUACUAAAUUAGCAAUGCCACAAAAGCGUCAGGUUUUCAAUGAGAUAGCCGUAAGUUAUUCACAUCGAUAGAAGUGUUACAGUUCAUUUGCCUCCUCUUACAUCAACAAUUACGGUCCAAGACGACAUUAUCAAAGAC